GGCGUAUCCGGACAGUCAUCAUCAUGGCGACGCCACCGACAGCGACGCAGCCGACGCUCAAGGUGAUGCGGCUGUACAAGCCCCGCCUGAGCAUCGAGAAGUCGUACCGCCGGGAAUUCGCGCUAUCCAACAUGCUUCUUCUCCCUGACAGCUUUGGGUUGGCCUUGGCUGCCCGUGUCGAACUCACAACCUGUGUCUAGCAACAUCUACCUCGGCGAAACCUUCAGCAGCUACAUCAGCGUCAUCAACCAAUUCGCGUGCGACUUGAAUCAAGUUGGACUGACCGCGAAGCUACAGACCCCCACAACCCGAAGCGACCUCACCGACAAGCGUGAGCUUCGCGGAGGUACGACACCGCCAGUAAACCCCGCGGCCGUGCUAUCCGCCGGGUCCAACUUGGACAUGGCGGUCGAGUUCGAACUGAGCGAAGUCGGCGUCCACACGUUGCGCGUGGGGGUAUCGUACCUGGACCCACUGACGAACGAGCCCAAGUCGCUUCGCAAGUUUUACCGCUUCCAAGUCCUGAAUCCGCUCACGAUCACAUUCAAGCACGUGUUGAUCCAAGACAUUUCGUUUGUCGAAGCCAAGAUCCAAAACAUCACGCAGAUACCCCUGCAUGCAGAUACGAUUGUGUUCGUGCCGUCGCCGCCGUUCGAAGCGCAGCAGUUGACGGCACCUGACAACGACAACGCAAACAAUUUAAUUUUCCCCGACGAUUCCAUCCAGUGCAUCUUUAAAGUCACUGCCGAGCACUUGGAUUUGUCCCUUGGCACGUUGAAUCUUGGGCGGUUGGAAGUCAACUGGAAAUCCGCCAUGGGCGAGUCCGGUCGGUUGCAAACCCAGCCUGUGAUGCGCAAGGUGGGUAGUGUAAAAGAAGCAACGGUGACCGUCCUCUUGCCGACGCCAGUGGUCGCCCAAGUGGGCCAGCCAUUCGUGGCGAGCGUUCUCAUCCAGAACAACGGCACUCGAGCGAUGAAUUUGCAGUUGCAGCUGCGUCGGGACUUGAUGCUCGGCAUUCUCUGCAGUUCUGUAUCCCAUCUGAAUGUCGGGAUAGUGCAAGGCAAGUCGAGCGUGCAUGUGAGCGUGGAAUUGCUGCCGCUGAUCGCCGGCCUCCAGCAAAUCCGGGGCGUGCUGGCCGUAGACAUGGACUCACAAGUCGAGUUUGCCAUGGAAAAACCAGUUUACGUGUUGGUUAAGUGACACAACAUGACGCGCUUUUAUGCGACUGGGG
Messenger RNA from Aphanomyces astaci, 1231 nucleotides. RefSeq lists its product as hypothetical. Lineage: Eukaryota; Oomycota; Saprolegniomycetes; Saprolegniales; Verrucalvaceae. The record is from RefSeq and is a predicted model, not a curated record. Bases 403 to 1200 code for a protein of 265 amino acids. The transcript is spliced from 8 exons. Gene Ontology annotation, cellular component: TRAPPIII protein complex.